Molecule: messenger RNA, 904 nt
Organism: Didymodactylos carnosus
Lineage: Eukaryota; Metazoa; Rotifera; Eurotatoria; Philodinida; Philodinidae
Source: the annotation of a GenBank genome assembly
UGCAUUUAAACUGUUACAAAUACACGAUGAAUUCAAUAUUCUAAAUGAUGAUGUUAAACGUGUUAUUGAUUUAUGUGCGGCACCGGGCAGUUGGUCACAAGUUCUAUCUCGAACAUUAUAUAAAACAAAAAGAUCUACGACAACAACAAUAAAUGAUUUAUCAUUGGAAAUGAACGAAAAUUUAAAUUUAGAUGAAGAUAAUGUUAAAAUAAUUGCUGUUGAUUUACAAACAAUGGCACCAUUAGCAGGAGUUGAACAAAUCAAAGGAGAUAUAACAAAACGUUCAACAAUUGAAACAAUUUUAGAUCUUUUAAAAAGUUCUAAUGGUGAAACAUUAAAAGCUGAUUUAAUUAUUUGUGAUGGUGCUCCAGAUGUAACCGGAUUACAUGAUAUUGAUGAGUUUAUUCAAGGCAAUUUAGUAUUAGCUGCUCUCAACAUAUGUUUACAUUGUCUAUGUUCAAACGGCAGUUUUAUAUCAAAAAUAUUUCGUACAAAAAAUAUUGAUUUACUUUAUCAACAAUUAAAACUAUUUUUUCGUGAUGUCACUAUAGCAAAACCACGAUCAUCACGUAAUUCAUCUGUGGAAGCAUUUAUCAUUGGUAGACAAUUUCAAAUACCCGAUAAUUUUCUUGUACCAUCGAUGGCUGAACCAUUUGCCUAUAGUUUUGAAAAAAAUUUAGUAAAUAAUUCAUUUUCGUUAUAUUCUGCGUGUAUUAUACCGUUUGUAGCAUGUGGAAGUUUAGAUGGUUUUGAUUCAGAUAAGACAUAUCCAUUAAAUUUAGAAGGUGAAACAAAACAGUAUGAAUAUCAUGAACCGGUGGCACCUCCAAUUAAUCCACCGUAUGAAGAAGCAUGUACUUUGAAGAAAAAACAACAACUAACGAAGAAAUUGAGCACUACAUGA